GCCGAGGGAGACGUGACCAUGAGGGGGAGCGGAGGGUCGUCUGUGACGGCGCGGACGGGGCUGGCGGCGGGGCUGGCGGCCGGGGCCGGCGUCUGCUACUGCGUUUACCGAGCGACCAGCCGGAGAAGGGGGCGCCAGGGAGGAGCCGGAGCCGGGGCAAAGCGGGGAGAUGUUCGCCCCGGGCAGGAGGAGCACCGGGCGGCCGCCCCCACAUUGCUCCAGAAAGUGUCGGCGAUGCCCGUGAUAUCCAGCCCGGGCCGGAAGGGGCCGGAAAACCUUCGGCAAGAAGACGUGGAUCUUCCAAAAUCAUCCCAUGAUCUGGAGGCACACCAUAUACAGAAUCUUGUUCGUUUACUUGACUCUACGAAGGAUCCCACAAUUCAGGAACAAGCCUUGAUUACAUUGAGCAACAGUGCUGCAUUCUCUGCAAAUCAGGAUAUCAUUCGAAAUUUAGGCGGGCUUAUCGUUGUUGGAAAAAUGCUUUCAGUUCCUGACACUAAAGUUAAAGAAAAAGCACUGAAUGCACUUAAUAACUUGAGUAUGAAUAUUAAAAAUCAAGAAGAGAUGAAGAUAUAUAUUACCAUAGUUUGUGAGGAGACAGAUUCAUCUCCCUUGAACUCUGAACUUCAGCUGGCUGGGCUUCGGUUUUUAACCAAUAUGUCUGUUACCAAUGAAUAUCAUCACAUGAUGACAAGCUUCAUACCAUGCUUUCUUCAAAUGCUUUCGGAAGGAAAUGAAAGAACACAGGUUCAGGUCCUAAAAGUGCUUGUGAAUUUAUCAGCAAACCCAGCUAUGACGGAACAUCUCCUUAAUGCUCAGGCACCCUUCUUAUUAUCCCUGUUUGACACCUGCAUAAACAAAGAAGUUUUGCUCAGGGUCCUGGUGUUUGCCACAAACUUAACAAAACUUACGCAAAAGGACAAGAGCAUUACUGUCCAUCAUCACAAUGAAGGUUCAAUUUUUUCUGUACUCUGGGGGAAUACUACAGAGUGCGCUCAGAAGCUAACAUCUUUGUUGUACCAUCAUGACACAGAAGUAAAAGAACAAGUGGCAGAACUGAUAAUGCAGCGGUGCUGAAACUGGAAAUCGUUAAAAACUGUUCAAAAUCAAAUUUCGGAUGCAAAAGCCUAAGCUAAUGCUUAUGAAUGUAGGACUCACAGUAUAUAUAUGUAGGCCUACAUGUUCAUGGAACAGGAAGAAAAGUAGUAGAACUUCUUGCAUGUAUGAAACUGCUUUCAACUUUGAUGGAAAAGCAUUACAGGGUAGAAUUCACAUGAAGCUGUAGAUCAGUACUGUUCAUUUAUGUUGCUAAAUACAAUUUGUGUAGAGCUAAUUUCUGUAGAAAUGCUUCAGUCAUAACUUUGCAUGUUUUGAUUUAAAGCUCUCCGUGUGUCUCAAGAGUCCAACUCAUUUCAAAUAGGAGUUAGGCAUUUUGUGUUGCUGAUUUCAUCCUUGCUACUUUUUAGGUGUCUCAGACUUUUUGUAAAAAUGCUGACAUUUAAGUCAUUUAAUUAUUUUCAGUUCAGACAUUUAAUUAUUUUAAAGAUGAGUCAGCUAUUCUUAUAGCUA
This is a messenger RNA of Podarcis raffonei (Aeolian wall lizard), 1569 nucleotides long. It is a transcript of the gene ARMC10, whose product is annotated as armadillo repeat containing 10. The coding region runs from base 19 to 1077 and encodes 352 amino acids. Gene Ontology annotation, cellular component: mitochondrion. Lineage: Eukaryota; Metazoa; Chordata; Lepidosauria; Squamata; Lacertidae. The record is from RefSeq and is a predicted model, not a curated record. Gene Ontology annotation, molecular function: protein binding. The transcript is spliced from 6 exons.